Molecule: messenger RNA, 1159 nt
Organism: Hyla sarda
Lineage: Eukaryota; Metazoa; Chordata; Amphibia; Anura; Hylidae
Product: olfactory receptor 51E1-like
Exons: 2
Coding region: 191-1159 (322 amino acids)
Biological process (GO): G protein-coupled receptor signaling pathway
Cellular component (GO): membrane
Molecular function (GO): olfactory receptor activity; G protein-coupled receptor activity
Source: RefSeq, a predicted model, not a curated record
CCCAUCGAGUCGUUACAGUGUGUCAGUCACUGUGGAUUCUGAGGAGUCCUCUACAAACUCUUCUUAUAUGUAAUUCUGCAGAGAACCUGCUAUCUAAUGGGGAAUAUAGAGAAAUGUGUACGGAGCCGUGAGAUGUGACGGGAGACGACCAUUAUAUAGAAGAUGCGUCUUCUAUAACUUGGAUCCGGUAAUGUCGACCUCCAGUCAACCCAACUGCAGCCACAUCGGUGAUUUCCUCCUCAGCGGGAUCCCAAAUCUUGAGGACUUAAACUUCUGGAUGGGAUUUCUUCUCAUCUUGAUGUACAUUAUUGCAGUCAUGGGAAACUCCUCAAUACUCUACAUCAUCAAGGUAGACAAGGAGCUCCAUGAACCAAUGUACAUCUUUCUCUUCAUGCUGUCAUUGAUAGACCUGCUGCUGGCCACCACAAUCAUGCCGAGAAUGCUGGGAAUCUUUUGGACAGAUGACAGGGAGAUCACAUUUGAUAAUUGUCUGACCCAGAUGUUCUUCAUCCACUUCCUGUCUGCUCUUGAGUCCGGGAUCUUGGUGGCCAUGGCUGUAGAUCGCUAUGUGGCCAUCUGCCACCCUCUACGAUACUCGUCUAUUCUCACCAUUGAGAGGAUUUGUAAGAUGUCUGCCCUAAUAGUAGGGAGAGGCGCUCUUGUUAUGAUACCCAUCCCUCUCAUCAUUAAGAGGCUUCCGGAGUGGAAGGGUAACGUCUUGUUUCAUUCCUACUGCCUGCACCAAGAGGUGAUGAAUCUGGCUUGUGGGGACAUCAUGGUCAAUGUCAUCUAUGGACUCUUUGUCAUUCUUUCGGUCAUGGGUGUGGACUCAAUCUUCAUCUCCCUCUCUUACCUGCUGAUCAUUAAGACGGUGCUUGGUCUGGUUGAAGAAGCCAGUAUGAAGGCCUUCAGCACCUGCGCGGCCCAUAUCUGCGCCGUCCUCAUGUACUACAUCCCAUUGAUUGGUCUCUCCGUUGUGCACAGGUUCAUGAAGAACACCACUCCAUACCUUCAUAUUUUCUUUGGGAACGUCUAUCUCCUGCUUCCCCCCGUUAUUAACCCCUUAGUCUAUGGGAUUAAAACCAAACAGAUCCGCAUCGGGUUUAAAAAGUUAUAUAAUAAAAUUCUACAUCAGGUUAAAACCUCCAGGAACAUAUGA